Messenger RNA from Arabidopsis thaliana (thale cress), 730 nucleotides. RefSeq names its product Bifunctional inhibitor/lipid-transfer protein/seed storage 2S albumin superfamily protein. The transcript has a single exon. Lineage: Eukaryota; Viridiplantae; Streptophyta; Magnoliopsida; Brassicales; Brassicaceae. The coding region runs from base 70 to 423 and encodes 117 amino acids. The record is from RefSeq and is marked reviewed.
AUGCUACAUAACUCAAAGUAACAAACAUACACAUAUAACAUAUAGAAAGAUCGAAAACAAAAGAUCGGGAUGAGUAUGGCUCCAAAGACCUCAACUACACUUGCUUUAUUCCUUGUGACCAAUAUUCUCUUCCUCAACCUCAUUACCCUGAGUUGCGCAGACAAUACUUGCCCAAGAGACGUUCUCAAACUUUCGACAUGCUCGAAUGUUCUCAACCUCAUCAACUUGAAGCUCGGGGCACCAGCUAUGAGGCCUUGUUGCUCUAUUCUCUUUGGUCUAAUUGAUCUCGAUGUUGCUGUUUGCCUUUGCACCGCGCUCAAGCUCAGCCUUCUUGGCAUCACCAUCGACACUCCUAUUCACCUUAACUUGGCUCUUAACGCCUGUGGAGGUACCCUUCCUGAUGGAUUCCGUUGCCCAACAUAGCUACAAUAUAUUCAUAUUUUCUAUCUAUGUUCUUGAAUUGGUUUUGUCUAACAUCCAAAUUUCAAACCUAAAUUCAUGUAUAAGCAAAUAACAAGUAAAAUUAAGACUUUUAUGAUGAUGCGAUAUAUAUACAUACAUACAGUAUUGUACUUUUUUAUACACACUAGACAUAAUCGUUUAUAGGGAAAUACUGUUAAGGGAACAAAUCAAAACUAUAUAUAUACUUAUAAUUGUUUGCACACAAAAAAAAACUUCAAGUACUUGUCUGAACUCACUACCUAAACUUUUCUAAUAUAAUUUUCAAAAG